AUGGGUGUCAAGCGCAAGCACAUCGAUGAUGCCUCUCCAACGUCAAUCUCCAGCUUCGGCGCCGUCUCAACACCAAACGCGCAAUCACCCAUACGAUUCCCACAAGGCCUGAACGGCACAAUGGACAUGGAAAUGGACACAGAGAGCACACCAAGAUCUAACGGCUGGAAUUUCAUGCGCGCUCACCGCGUAAAAUCCAGCGACUGGGGAAACCGCACGCGCAAACGAGUCCGCGACAACCGCCCCGACGAGCGCGCUAUUCACGGUAGGAGAACAAUGUUUUUCAAUACUGCCAGAGAUAACACAGUACACAAACUCUUCCUCGCCCAACGACAACACCCCCACGCCUCGCCCAUCCCCUCCGACCUCUUACCCGCACAACCCGCCAUCGUAGUCUCGAAACCGCAAAAAUCCACACUGCACUCAUUCUGGAACAUCUCCGCGCCGCCGGCCCAAGCACCUCUCUUCUCGUAUCACACAACACAACAGCAGGAUGCAGCGCAAGGCCCGCGGUGCGAGGACUGCGAUGCGCGAUUGGAAGUUGAUGAAGGGGGCAUGGAUGUUGAUAUGGAUAUGGAUGGCGCAGGAUGUGCGAGUGUGUUUGUGUGUUGUGAGUGUGGUAGGAGCGUUUGUGGGACUUGUGCUGUGGUGGGUGAUAAGAGACAUUGUUUGCAGUGUGCUACGCAUGGGUACUGA
Macroventuria anomochaeta is the source of this 696-nucleotide messenger RNA. RefSeq lists its product as uncharacterized. The record is from RefSeq and is a predicted model, not a curated record. NCBI's taxonomy places the organism in Eukaryota, Fungi, Ascomycota, Dothideomycetes, Pleosporales, Didymellaceae. Bases 1 to 696 code for a protein of 231 amino acids. The transcript is spliced from 2 exons.